GACACGGUUUUUUCUUUUUUCAUGAACAAAACCUGUUUUUCUCAUAGAAACGCAACCAAACAUCCAAAAUUACGCACCUGCCAUUUUCUUCUUCUCUUCAAUGCUCAAUCUGCGACACUUCCAGAGGUUGAUACACCCACCGAAAAAUGCUGAUUUUCAUCAACCGUGGCAUAAGCUUCAGUUAUAGAUUUUAAUCGAACAGUUUGGUUCAGUGUAAGAUAUGAUAAUGGAGGUGGAUUUUGUUACGGGUGGCUUAUUGGAAGAAGAGAGUAUUGAAGUUGAGGAGAACAAUGAUAAUUCUAAUUUUGAGGGCGAAAGAUGUGGGAUAUGUAUGGACAUUAUCAUUGACAGGGGGGUUCUUGAUUGCUGCCAACACUGGUUCUGUUUUGGUUGCAUUGACAAUUGGGCAACAAUUACAAACCUUUGCCCUCUUUGCCAGAAUGAGUUUCAAUUGAUCACAUGUGUUCCAGUGUAUGAUAUCAUUGGAAACAAUAAGGUUGAUGAUGAUUCAUUUUCCAGGGAUGAUGAGUGGUGUAUUGAAGGGAAGAAUAACACUCUCUCUUUUCCAUCAUACUACAUUGAUGAAAAUGCAGUUAUCUGCUUGGAUGGAGAUGGGUGCAAAAUUCGAAGUGGAUCAACAACAAUUGAGGAUGAUUCUAAUUUGGAUACCUCAAUUGCAUGUGAUUCUUGUGACAUUUGGUACCAUGCCUUUUGUGUAGGCUUUGAUCCUGAAAGUACAUCCGAGGAUACAUGGCUAUGCCCAAGAUGUGUGGUUGGUGAAGUACCACAUAAAACUGAUGCAACUCCUAUACAGAGGCCAAAUAACCUAUCUGGUCAAAGUUCUCAUACUGACUGUUUGGCCAAUGCUUCUUUUUCUGGGAAGCUGUCUGUGUCUGUUGCUGAUGCCGGGGAGACUGCUGUUGUUGUCUCAAUGGUGGAAGGAAAUAAAAGGACAGAAGAGGAAGGUGAGAACUUUCACCCAGCCCCAGAAGUUGACAAGGAUCUGAAAGUUGAUGCAGCUGAUUGCCAUAGUAUUAAGGCAGAAACACCUUCUGGUGAAAAGACUGAUGGUCAACCAAUCUUGGAGGGAAAGGGACUUGAACUGUCCUUAUCAUGUGAUACUUCCUUCAGACUGCCUUCUACUUCCUUCGAGCUUUGUACAAGUGCUGAUAGUAUCAAGAAUCAACCAAAUAACUCUGAUAGUGUUAAAGAUUGUUUGAGCAAGUUGCUCAAUGACCGCGAUGCUGGAAAUGAUCUGUCCCAAAAUGAAGGCAGUAUAGGUCUUCAUCUUGGUUUAUCUGUCAGCUCUUUUCUGUCUGCUGAUCAUGCAAAGAGUGAUGGAACUGAAGAUCAAGGGACUGAGGAUGUACAUCAGCAAAGCCUUUCAGAAGAUACUUCAUUAAAAGAUGAGAAGAUUCUACUUGAUGCUAAUGAGGAGGCUGUCAAAAUGAUUGGAUUAAAAAGAAAGCCUACAAAUUGCAGUGAUGGUGCUCUUAAGACUGCUGUUGACGAGGAAGAUGAUGCUAAGAAGGAAAUUUCAACUUUUGGAAAGAAAUUUAGGACCAAGGGCAAGUUUCAAAUGACUCCUCAGGAUCAAACUGAUGAAUUUGUUCCCGAUGAUUCGGCUAGAUGUCCUGUCCAGAGAGCAGUUUCCAAAGAUGUCAAAUCAAAGAAACCUUCAGAUAAGGAAGAUGUGCCUUCUGAUAUAAUGAACAUAGUUCAGGGGAUUAGUCGUAGAACUUCUAAAGGGCUUGCAAACCAGAGCCAGGCUGAUAAGUCUUCAAGAGAAAAAGAAAAUGCAGCCGGCUUGAGAGUCAAAAAGAUCAUGAGGAGAGCUACAGAAGACAAUGAAUCAUCUGUUGUUGUUCAAAAACUUAGAACAGAAAUAAGAGAAGCUGUGCGUAAUAAUGCAGAUAUUGGGGAACACCUUUUUGAUCCAAAGCUUCUUACUGCAUUCCGUACUGCCGUAGCAGAACGUACAACUGAAGUUGUUGAGAAAUUACCCCCUUCUGCUCUGAAGGCAAAGAAGUCUAUACUGCAGAAAGGUAAAAUUCGUGAGAAUCUGACCAAGAAAAUAUAUGGAAAUUCUAAUGGUAGGCGAAGACGUGCAUGGGAUCGGGACUGUGAAGUUGAAUUUUGGAAGCAUCGCUGCACAAAGCCCGAAAAGAUUGCAACUUUGAAGUCAGUUCUUAACCUCCUGAGAAAGAACCCAGAAGGCUCAGAAAUGGAGCAUGUGUCCGAGAGUCGGGCAACAAAUCCCAUUCUCUCCAGAUUGUAUUUAGCAGAUACAUCUGUUUUUCCAAGAAAGGACAAUAUAAAACCUCUCUCAGCUCUUACAGUUACAAAUAAUUCUGAACAGAAUAAAGGACAGCUCAAUUCAAUGGAAAAAGGUCAGAAUCCAUCUCUUGAUGAUUGUUCACAUAAAAGAAAAGAAGCAAAUAAAGUUUCUUCAAAGUUUGCUGUUCCUUCAGUUCAUGAUAAUGGGUCUAAGGAUAAAGUUCCAAAUUCAAAGGGUAAAGCUGCUUCUAGCAAACCACAUCCAAACAAAGCCCCACAGGGAAGCUUGCGGGCUUGUUUAGGUGGUUCUAAAGUCAAUUCACAUAAGGGAACAGAUGUUCAAUCUGAUGAUAAAAAAAUUGACAAAAGAAAAUGGGCUAUGGAGGUACUUGCAAGAAAAAAGGCUGCUUCACUUACGAAUACAAUGCAAGGAGAACAAGAAGACAAUGCUAUACUUAAAGGAAAUUACCCCUUACUAGCUCAACUCCCAAUAAACAUGAGACCAGUAUUGGCACCCAGUCGCCAUAAUAAAAUUCCCAUAUCAGUUAGGCAGACACAGCUUUAUCGUCUGGCGGAGCACUUCUUGAGGAAAGUAAAUCUGCCAGAGAUUUGCAGAACAGCAGAAACGGAGUUGGCUGUUGCAGAUGCAAUUAAUAUUGAGAAAGAGGUUGCUGAUAAGUCAAACAGCAAAUUAGUAUAUUUGAACCUUUGUUCCCAGGAAAUAUUGCAUCGAUCAGAUACCACAGAAUCUAGUAGAGCCAAGGAGUCAAAUUGUUCACCCAUGUUAGUACAGCCUAUUGAUCAAUCAGAACAAACUGGUGACAAACUUCCGACUGAUCCUGAAGUUAGGGAUGCAUUGAAAAAUGCUGGGCUUUUGUCUGAUUCUCCUCCAAGUAGUCCAUGCCAUAACAAGGAGGCAUUUACUGAAGUUGCUGAUUCCCCAAUGCAAAAUGAAGAAGAAGGGCCAGAUAACAUAUUUGAAAUAGAUUCUCACCCAGAGGUGGAUAUUUACGGCGAUUUUGAAUAUGAUUUGGAAGAUGAAGACUAUAUUGGUGCUGCUGCUAUGAAAGCCCCAAAGCUACCUCCAGAAGAAGGUGAAUCAAGGGUGAAAGUUGUCUUCUCCACUCUUAAAUCUGAAAGGUUGAACGAGGAUCAAAAUAUGGUAAAUCAUAAAGAGUUGGCAGAAACCAAAGAAUCCAAGCAUUCUCCCUCCUUACUGAAGGGUCAUAAUGAAAUGGGCACCAUUAGUUCCCUGACAGAGGAUGGAACUGAUAAAUCUUGUGCUCCUCCAGAGCUUGUGCCCAAUGAAGAAGGUGAAGAACUUUCUCUCGCAGAGUGUGAAGAACUAUAUGGCCCAGACAAGGAACCACUAAUACAAAAAUUUUCAGAAGAGACCUCGGGAGAACUAUAUGGGUUGGUUGAUCCUGAAGGUCAAGCUGAGACAAAAGUUCCAAGCCAAGUUAAGCAUACAAUUGUUACCUCCAUUAGUCAAAACUCCUGUGAUGGAGAAAAUUCAUCCAACCAAUCCAGAACAAGUGAAAAUAUUCCAAAGAAUGAUAAAUCUAAAAUUGACAAUAACCAACAGAGUAAUGCUGUCAAUUCUGUUUCAAAGAAGGUUGAAACCUACAUCAAAGAGCACAUCAGGCCAUUGUGUAAAAGUGGCAUAAUCACUGUUGAACAAUACAGGUGGGCUGUUGCAAAAACUACUGAUAAAGUUAUGAAAUACCAUCUAAAUGCAAAGAAUGCAAAUUUCCUAAUCAAGGAAGGUGAGAAAGUGAAGAAACUUGCUGAACAGUACAUAGAAUCUGCACAGCAAAAGGAAAAAAGUGAUCUGCUAUGACUAGUAAAUCAAUCAGUCUCUAAUUUGUUGUUUCCUUUGUCCUUCAAAGCUGCUGCUAUGCUAAAAUGAUCACAGCAUACAACCCGACUCAUAAAUUCUGCCACUGUACACAUCCGAAAUAUGAAGUCUUGAUCAAAACUUGAUACCUGAGUCUUACCUCCAUGUAUAUCAUGUGAUACGUCAUUAGAAGCGAUGGCCUUGCAACACGAUGUAUGCUGAGCUGCUUGUGUCUAGCCAGCAGAAGGAAAGGAAGUGUAAUUUGUUUUAGUUGAACCCAGUAGAAUCAACAGAAUGAGAUCUACUGGGUGUUAUGAAACUGAGCGUGCAUGAAUGGAUGUUUCCUUUGUAUUUCUGAUGGCUCCCAUUGCAAGAACCUCGAAACCAAAGGAAGCCAAUCUUGCAUGUUACUAGCAGCAGAAUGAAACAACAGUUACCAUUAAAAACAAGCUGCAGAAUUUAGACUCGAGAACAAAUAUGUACAGAAGAAAGGGCGAGUCAUGUACCAAUUUGAAUCCAAAUGAAGAGUAAUUCGGAUA
Jatropha curcas is the source of this 4653-nucleotide messenger RNA. RefSeq names its product RING/U-box protein. NCBI's taxonomy places the organism in Eukaryota, Viridiplantae, Streptophyta, Magnoliopsida, Malpighiales, Euphorbiaceae. Gene Ontology annotation, biological process: protein ubiquitination. Gene Ontology annotation, molecular function: ubiquitin protein ligase activity. The record is from RefSeq and is a predicted model, not a curated record.